Messenger RNA from Necator americanus (New World hookworm), 594 nucleotides. RefSeq lists its product as uncharacterized. Lineage: Eukaryota; Metazoa; Nematoda; Chromadorea; Rhabditida; Ancylostomatidae. The coding region runs from base 1 to 594 and encodes 197 amino acids. The transcript has a single exon. The record is from RefSeq and is a predicted model, not a curated record.
AUGCAGUUUUCCCCACCGGCCCCUCACCAUACCCACUGGGAAGGGAAUGCGAUACUGUAUCUCCGAAGCUGUUCACGGCUGCAAUGGAUAAAGGAACAGCUUUCUUGGGAAGAAAGGAGCAUAGAUAGAAGAUUCCUCUCCAACCUUCGUUUUGCGGAGGACAUCGUUCUGUUUUCGAACAGUACCAAUGAAGCAGAAGCGAUGCUCAACGAAUUGAACGAAGCAAGGAAGAGAGUAGGACCGCGAAUAGACAGAAAGAAGACACAGUUCAUGAUGAUCGCCUACUGCGAGGAGGGAGAAGUACAACUUGAAAGCUCCCCAAUCGUGGAAACUUCGUCAUACGUAUACCUCGGACUUUCUAUGAAUAUGGAGAACGACCUGGAGGAAGAACUGAAUAGAAGGAUGAGAGCAGCGUGGGCAGCCGUCAGGGAAGCUACGGUCCAACUGAUGGAUCAAGAUCUCCGCGCCCAUCUCUUCGACUCGACAGUUCUUCCAGCGCUCUGUUACGCAGAGGAGACGUGGGCAGACACCGCUGCCACGUCUAGAAAACUAUUCACUACCCACAUGAUCUUUGAGAUGUGUUCAAAAAUUUAA